AUGUAAAUCAGUGAAAUUAAUAUAACUAAUAGAAUUACAAAAAGAAAUAAAGAACAAAAAAAUUAAAUACUUCGUUUGAAAUAGUUUCAAUAAGUUUUUAUUAAGUAGACAGACCAAGAGUAUGUGUUUUUAUAUGAAAACAGCUUAUUUAAUGAUCCAGAGACAGGGAAGCGAAUUAAUAAUUAUAUGUUGAUCAUUAAUGCUCAAGAGUACCUAAUUAUAGUANGUUUCAUGAAUUAAUAUAUUAAGAACUUUUAUAAACUAGAAUUGAUCAAAAAUAAAAGAUCAAAACUAAAUAAGAUAAUAUUAGAAAGAAUUCAGUUUAAUAACUUAAAGUAUUAAAUUUAAAUGUUAAUUAUAUAAUACAAUUAGCAAUGA
Paramecium primaurelia is the source of this 378-nucleotide messenger RNA. The record is from the annotation of a GenBank genome assembly. NCBI's taxonomy places the organism in Eukaryota, Ciliophora, Oligohymenophorea, Peniculida, Parameciidae.